AUGUUCGUGUAUCAGCCGAAAGCCAGAUGUCACUGGUUCAGCGUGAGUCAGAAAGGAAAUCUGCGGGAAUACAACCUCAUAGGGGUUCUGAUGGGACUAGCCGUUUACAACUCCAUCAUUCUGGACCUACAUUUCCCACACGUGUGCUACAGAAAGCUCUUGUCUCCACCCGUGGUACCCAACUAUGACUACGUUCCAGUGGGACUCACGAAGAAUCCAACCACUGAGGACCUGGCUGAGAUCAUGCCUGUGAGUCUUUAG
This is a messenger RNA of Notodromas monacha, 261 nucleotides long. NCBI's taxonomy places the organism in Eukaryota, Metazoa, Arthropoda, Ostracoda, Podocopida, Cyprididae. The record is from the annotation of a GenBank genome assembly.